Messenger RNA from Penicillium cosmopolitanum, 1170 nucleotides. Its product is annotated as mitochondrial 37S ribosomal protein uS5m. The transcript has 3 exons. The record is from RefSeq and is a predicted model, not a curated record. Gene Ontology annotation, molecular function: RNA binding; structural constituent of ribosome. Gene Ontology annotation, cellular component: ribosome. The coding region runs from base 1 to 1170 and encodes 389 amino acids. Lineage: Eukaryota; Fungi; Ascomycota; Eurotiomycetes; Eurotiales; Aspergillaceae. Gene Ontology annotation, biological process: translation.
AUGAGUCUUGCCCGGCCCGCAAGAUGUCUGUUUUGCAGCCUCUCCCGAACUGCGACUCCCGGCACGCGAGUCCCUCGUCGCCAAUUCCACCCAACCCCAGCGCCAUUGACGAAUCGGAAACCCAAGUUCCCCAAUGUCAAGAGUCCCGAGAACUCUACCCGGUCAGCAUUGAAGGCCGAUGACUUCAAGUCUUACACGGAGGAGGAGAAGGCCCACCUGGCAAAGGAGUACUCGGCCGCCCAAAUGGAAGCCAUCAAGGCCGGCGAGGCCUCUAUCGACCCCAAGGAUUUGUCCGAGCAGUCCAUUCGCCGUACCGACCCCUAUCGAUUCAAGUAUCUCGACGAUUUUUCCGUGAUUGAGCCGGGUAUCGACCGCAAUGUUCGCGCCCCCGAGUCGAACUCGGAUUACAACUUUAAGCUGAAGUCCGAGGACCAAUUCAUCGAGGACUUUGGUCGUUUCUUCGCGGAAUCAAAUGAAGAUAUUAAGCCAGCCGACUUUGUGCGAUUCGCCGAGUCCCUGCGAUUGACGGAAGGCAAGGAGGAGAACGAGCUGAACCCGCACAGUGCUCUCGUGCCUGAUCUCUUUGGCCCCGGCCAGACCAUUGACGAGCCUCGUGUGGAGGAGCGCAAGUCCGCUGCGGAGAAGGGUGAGAAGGAGCGCUCGCUCGAGGCAGAGGAACUGACUGAUGCCCUGAAGAGUCUCCUUCUGGCUACCGGCUACACUGAGCGUCAAGUGCGAGAACUCCGCACCAAGACUUUGGUUUCCCACAGUGUCGUUAACCAAACCCGUCUGGGUAAGGUCCGUCGUGCCUACCGCCUGUCUGUCGCUGGUAACGGAAAUGGUUUGUUGGGUAUUGGCGAGGCCUGUCCUCGUUACGAGAACCGUACCAUCUUCGGCGAUGUCACCGGAAAGGUGGGAGCUGUGGAGCUGCAGUUGAUGCACCGUCCUCCUGGCUUCGGUCUCCGCACCCAGCAUCUGAUUUACGAAAUGUGCCGCGCUGCCGGUAUCCACGACCUCGCUGCGAGAGUCAACCGAUCCCGGAAUAAGAUGAACACAGUCAAGGCCGCCUACGAGGCUCUUAUGAGCCAGCGCGACCCGGAGGAAGUUGCCCGGGCCCGCGGCAAGAAGAUUGUCGAUGUGCGCAAGGUGUACUACGCGGGCAAGGUCUAG